Cladophialophora immunda is the source of this 1288-nucleotide messenger RNA. RefSeq lists its product as uncharacterized. The transcript is spliced from 2 exons. Gene Ontology annotation, molecular function: trans-2-enoyl-CoA reductase (NADPH) activity. The record is from RefSeq and is a predicted model, not a curated record. Gene Ontology annotation, biological process: phytol metabolic process. NCBI's taxonomy places the organism in Eukaryota, Fungi, Ascomycota, Eurotiomycetes, Chaetothyriales, Herpotrichiellaceae. Gene Ontology annotation, cellular component: peroxisome. The coding region runs from base 233 to 1156 and encodes 307 amino acids.
CGAGACCCCAGCUGCGUCGUGGCUUGCUGCUCAUCGCAAGCCGCCUCGAUGCAUCCAAGCCUCAAAUGGGGCUUCAAACGGAUGACUCUAAUCGUUGCUUCCUUUCACCUUCUUUGAUCAGGCUCAGCGAGGCACAUCAUUCAGGCUUGAGACUGUGCCUUGCUUGUCAAAUAUUCUGACUUCUCUUAUCUCCCCUUGUCUAAGCCGUUCUCAGAGCUAUAGUCCUUCAAACAUGCCUGAUCCAAUGACUCUACAGGAAGAAUCAGAUCAUUUCUCACCAUACCGAACAGAUGGGAAACUGUAUGGCUUCGUCUGCGUAGUCACUGGCGCCAACAUGCCAGUUGGAGCUGCCAUCGUGACAGAACUGGCCGCACAUGGAGCAGCCUGUAUAUACGCAUGCACCGCAUUUGACCAACCUUCGAGUCUUCAAUCGGACCUUUCGAAGCUCUACCCAAACACUCAGGUCAUCUCCUACCCUUACUCCAUCUCCUCCGAACAAGACACGCUGGUCCUCAUUGACGAAGCUCUAAACGCUUGGGGCCGCCUUGACGUCUGGGUCUGUUCCUCUGGGCUUCUGGGCCCGCCUUCAAUAGACCAGACGACCCCGCAAGAUCUGCAGAAAUGCUUCGAGGCCAACAGUCUCGCGCCGUUCUUCGCCUUGAAAUACGCGCCCCAUGCGAUGCAGAAGACCACAUCAAAAGGGAACUAUCUCAACGCCGCGCCCAAAGAUCAGCGGUAUGGAAGUAUCAUUGUGGUGACAUCCACGGCGAGCACGUACGGCGGAUGUUGGGGUCCGUGCUUCACAAUGAGCUGCCAUGCUGCACUUGGCGUCGUCCGCUCGGGUGUCGCAGUCCUGAAGGGUACAGGCGUGCGCAUCAACGCCAUCUCUCCUGGUCAGAUCGAUGUGGGGGUGAGCCUCAACGAGUUCGGCACAAAAAGUACUUUGAUGGGAUAUAACACUCAAUUACCUCCUGCAGCCCUCCAGAGCCCGACGGCGCAGAAAAGCAAUAUUGGACUCGAAAGGGCCGGAACACCAGCAGAGGUUGGAAGGGUUGCAGGCUUCUUGGCCUCGGGUUUUAGCAGCUACAUCACAGGGGCGAACAUGGUUGUGGAUGGAGGAGCCAGUGUCAUGUCUCCGUUGAUGGUGCCCAUAUAGUGAUUGACGUGCAACGCAAAAUCGAAAGUGGACAAAAUUGUGAAAAAGCAAGAUCGACUGAGUCUUCUGUUGUCGGUAGCCCUUGAAAAGUAGAUACAGUAGGUCGCAUUCCCAUGGCAGUAUUCUCUCAGG